AUGGGGCACAACUUCACUCUUUGGUGCGCUUUAGCGUUAGCGUUAUGCGCGUACGCAUUAGCAUCUCCUCGUGCGGGAUUCACAUUCACGAGAAGUGCUGUUGAAACGGUUCCACAACAUGAUCCCAUAGCUGCACCAAUACGUGCCUCUGUCGAAAGUAUACCGUUAAGGAGCGUUCGUGACGAAGGUGAUGAGAGGUUACCAUUACGUGACGCUGUAGAAAAGAGACCAAUCUCACUGAUAGAACCCGGAUCUGCUUUCAAAUUAAUCGAGGAUGCUGAGGUUAUAAGAGAUGAAGAUAGCUUUAGCGGGUUGAAAUAUUACGGCGCUGCCGGUUAUCUUAACAACAGUACCCGCAACGAUGAGAGACUGCAACUAGGAAAUGCUAACUUGCAAGCAAUGCAGCAGACAGUAGCGAGUCCCAGAGCGCGUCGUAUCAUAGUUUGUUAUAUGGAGUCAUGGGCCGCAUACAGAGCACCCCCACUAGCAUUCACUGCCGGAUUAGUGCCCAAAUCCUGCACCCAUCUCCAUUACGCCUUCGCCACUAUGCACCCUCAUACAUACUCAGUUAUUCCCAACAAUGAGGAUUACGAUAUCGUUAAAGGUGGUUACCGCAUAGCGACUGGCUUGAAAAAACGUCUUAAUGGCUUGAAAGUGAUGAUCAGUGUGGGUGGAGAAGGCACAGACCGUCUGUUCAGCGAAAUGGUACAGGAACCAGAGAGACGUAGCAUGUUCAUAGAAAGUGCCGUCAACUUCAUGAGAGAGCAUGACUUCGACGGCUUAGAUCUUCAUUGGGUUUAUCCAGGUGAAGACGAAAACGAAAGAGAGUUGUUGACAGCACUCCUUUACGAACUCCGAGAAAAGUUUUCCUCUUAUGGAUUCCUACUUUCUACCGUUUUGCCACCGUUCAGAUAUCAAAUUGAAGACGGAUACGAUUUAAGUGCUGUAAGUGGUGCAACCGACUACACAGUGCUGCAGGCAUGGGACAUGACACACGGCAAGCGAGACGAACCCCCGACAAGAGCUGUGCAACAUAGUCCAUUGCGAAGGGAUCCUGGAGCUGCUGCUCGAGACCAAAGAUAUGAUAACAUUGAAUUCAUGGUGAAGUUCAUCCUCCGGCAUGGCAUGAAUGCUGAGAAGUUAGUGCUUGGCAUUCCAUUCUUCGGACGUACGUAUUCUCUUGCAUCAUCAGCGCGAUCUGCUCCCGGUGCCGCAGUUACCGGUUGGGGUGAAGAGGGCGCUUACACUCAAACCAAAGGACUCUUAUCUUACUUUGAAAUUUGUAUGGCCGAACGUGAAGGAAAAGGAUCUAGUAACGUUGACGAAGCUGGAAACACUUACGUAGUGUUUGACAAGGAAUGGGUCACCUAUGACACUCCAGUAACCGUCUUAGAAAAGAUGAAGUUUGUGGUAACUACUGGCCUGGCUGGAGCUGCGGCGUGGUCAAUUGACAUGGAUGACUUCAGAGGACUAUGCGGUCAGCCAUUCCCACUCUUGAGCGCCAUUUCAACCACACUUAAUGGUGAAGCUAUCCUAUCAGAUCAAUCUUCAUUGAAAAUAGGUUCAUGUGAAUCUGACAAUCCGUACUUAGCGUCAGACGUAGACUCUUGCGCACACUUCCACUUUUGCACUGGUGGUAUCAGCUACAGAAUGUCUUGUGAAGACGAUCGUCUUUACGAUCCCUCUACUGGAUUCUGCGGCCACCAAGAUGUCGCAAAAUGUAUGCCAGGACAAAGUCUGCGCAUCAGCGUGGAGGACGCAGCUCGUUUUCUAUCUCAAGCGUAUGAAAACGAUUUCGAAUGGAAUGACCCUAGCAAAGACAUGGCAGCAAAUAAUGACCCCGAGCGUUUGAUUGCCGAGAUAGACAGCAAAAAAAGUAAACAGAGUGACAAACUCGUGGUAUGCUACAUGACAAGCUGGGCAUUCUACCGACGUGGUGACGGAAAGUUUGUACCGGAAAAUAUUGACACAAGACUUUGUACCCAUGUCGUCUACGCCUACGCAUCGCUCUCCCCUGAUGAACUUAUCGCGAAAGAGUUCGAUCCUUGGGCCGAUGUCACUAACAAUCUCUACGAGCGCGUUACAUCCUUGAAAGAUGUUAAAGUUCUCCUUGGUUUGGGAGGCUGGACGGACUCCGCUGGCGAUAAAUAUUCCCGGAUGGUAUCAUCACCGGCAUCCCGCAGCAAGUUCAUAGAAAAGUUGAUUCCAUUCUUGCGUAUGCACAACUUUAAGGGUCUUCAUUUGGAUUGGAACUACCCAGUUUGUUGGCAAAGUAAUUGUAAAAAGGGAGCUGUUUCUGAUAAACCUAAUUUCGCUAAAUUCGUUCAGGAAUUAUCCAAAGCGUUGCAUGGAGCUGGUAUGGAACUUGGUGUCGCCAUUUCCGGUUAUAAAGAAGUGAUCGAGUCCGCAUAUGAUUUACCAGUUUUGUCGAAAGCAGCUGAUUUCCUCAGCACUAUGACUUAUGAUUACCAUGGUGGUUGGGAGAAGUCUACUGGACACCACACGCCACUGGUUCCAGCUUCUAAAGAAACUCUAGCUCAUUAUUCCAUUGAAUAUGCUAUCAAAGCUCUGAUAAGUGGAGGAGCAGAUCCUAAGAAACUUCUUCUAGGAUUAUCUUUCUAUGGUCAGUCGUAUAGACUCAAUGACAUGAAUGGAGCGAAGGGCCCUGGAUCACCUGCCGCUGGACCUGGAGAACCAGGAGAGUUUACUAAACAACCUGGAAUGUUGGCUUACUAUGAAGUAUGCUAUCGAGUGAAAAACUUAAGAUGGAAGACAGGCAGACAAGAUAAUGCCGGCCCUUACACUUAUUCAGACAAUCAGUGGGUUGGAUACGAUGACCCCAAAUCUAUCACUGAGAAGGUGGAAUGGGCAUUGCGGCAAGGUAUGGGCGGUGUGACGGCGUGGGCGAUAGACCUGGAUGACUUCAGCAACCGUUGUUGUGCUGAGCCAUCGCCCCUGCUGCGCGCGGCGGGUCGUGCGCUCGGCAGGAGUGUGCCGGCUCCCCCGACGGCCGCCUGUGAGAGGCCGCCAGAACCUGUCACUCCAGCGGCGCCUACUACCACUGCUGCUGAAUCUGAUGGAUCUGCAGGCGGCAGUCACGACCACCACCACCAUGACCACACAUCAACAACUUGGCCGAGCUGGAACCCGUCCACCACAACUCCUAGCACCGCCCAGACAUGGUGGCCCGCUGCAACCACUCCCAUGACCACAACCUCUUCUACAACAACUACCAAACGGCCGACUACUACAAAACGACCGACCACCACAAAACGACCCGCUACUACCACCACCAAAAAGCCAGCAGCUGAUUCCGGAAGCAUAGAAGGUACAUCAUGCAAUGCGGGCGACUACCACGCAGCUCCAGGCGAUUGUGAAGGGUACUUGCAAUGUGAAGGUGGCGUGUGGCGCAAACAUCGCUGUGCUCCAGGCCUACACUGGGCCACCUCCGUCAACCGCUGCGACUGGCCUAGCUUCGCCAAGUGUACUGAAACGGCAAGUAGUGAAGCAAGCACUGCCACAUCAACGUUGGCUCCAGUGGCCUCCCGUCCGCCCCCGAGGCCGACCACCACUACCACUAAACGUCCUACUACGACUACCACCACGACAUCGCGACCGACCACUAAGCCGACCACCAUAGGAGUACAAGCAGAUGAGGGCCCACAAGAAGGUGACUCGUGUAUUGGUGAACAAUACAGUUCAGUACCUGGUGACUGCAAUGCGUAUUUGCAUUGUGAUGGUACCUCGUGGCACAUGCAGCGCUGUGCUCCCGGCCUGCACUGGAGUAACGUGCAGAAACACUGUGAUUGGCCCAAGUAUGCCAAGUGUGAAGUACCAAAAUCUACAACAGCAGCUCCUAAACCCACUAGGCCAAUGAGGUCGACAACGACGACAUCUACAACCACAUCAACAACUACCACAAAAGCCCCUCCAUCAGGAUCUUCGUUGGAAGGUUCAACUUGUGGUGGAAACGACAUGCAUGCUCCCUCAACGACUUGCGAUUCGUACCUGCUUUGCGUUGGAGGUCGCUGGCGUAAGCAACUCUGUCCACCUGGUCUUCACUGGGACAAGAGGACGCGACGAUGCGACUGGGUCGAAUUUGCCAUGUGUGAAGUGGGUAAACCUUCCAAGUCAACAACGAGUUCAACGACCACAAGCACGACCACCACUACUACCACUACCACAACGACUACAGCGCGACCGACGACAACCACCAGAAGACCCACGAGACCCACGACUACUAAAAAACCUCUCGCCGACGAAGCUCAAGUGCCUGGAAAGGGUUGCAACACAGGCACAUAUCACGCGCAUCCCAAGUGUGAGAAAUUCUACGUGUGCGUGAAUGGUAUGCUGAUCACACAAAGCUGUGCGCCAGGCCUCGUGUGGCGGCCAGACCGCAGCCAGUGUGACUUCCCCUCCUCCACUUCAUGCACUGACAAGCGACAGAGCGACGCUCCAGUCAGCGACUCCACCAACUCUCAAUCCACUAUGAUGCAGCAGCUUAAUGAAGAACCACCCAAAUACUGUGAAAGUGGAACAUAUGCUCAACUGCCAUCAGACUGUACACGGUACCUACAUUGCUUGUUUGGCAAAUUCGAAGAAUUCGCUUGUAGUGCUGGAUUACACUGGAAUCAGGAGAAGCAAAUCUGUGACUGGCCUAAGAAUGCUAAAUGCAAACGUAAGCAAGGUUCUCCUACCACUACAAGUACAACAUCAACCACAUCCCGUCCAGUCCAAAUGGAUGCAAUUGAACCGGAACAUGAACACAUCUCGGACCAUGACCAUGACCAUGAUCAUUCUCACCAUGAUCAUGAGCAUUCCCAUGCUACACCAACGAAGCCGAUAGCUUCCCCAUCCAGUGUGACACAACCUGAUAUAAGUACCAAACCGGCUCUUCUAAAUUCUCGCUAUAAACUGGUAUGUUAUUACACAAACUGGUCGUGGUAUCGCCCUGGUAUCGGUAAAUACAGUCCAGAGGAUAUCGACCCAACUCUUUGCACUCAUAUCGUCUAUGGAUUCGCCGUUCUCGGAGACGAUGGUCUCAUUAUGGCUCAUGACUCCUGGUCGGAUAUUGAUAAUGGUUUCUAUGAAAAAGUAGUUGAGUACAAACGAUAUGGCAUCAAAGUAUCGUUAGCUAUCGGUGGCUGGAAUGACUCGGCCGGCGACAAGUAUUCUAAGCUGGUCAACGACCCGGCGGCUCGCGCCCGAUUCGUUUCACACGUCGUGCAAUUCCUCAAAAAGUAUGGCUUCGAUGGAUUGGAUCUUGACUGGGAAUAUCCUAAGUGCUGGCAGGUUGAUUGCUCCAAGGGUCCUGACUCUGAUAAAGAAGCUUUUGCUGACCUAGUUCUUGAGCUGUCUGCGGUAUUCAAGCCAAAGGGUCUGCUUUUGUCAGCGGCCGUAUCUCCUAACAAGAAGGUCAUCGACGCAGGUUACGAUGUUCCUGUAUUGGCUCGCCACCUCGACUGGAUCGCUGUAAUGACAUACGACUAUCAUGGUCAAUGGGACAAGAGAACUGGCCAUGUCGCUCCUUUGUACUACCAUCCUGAAGAUGGUACGACCUACUUUAAUGCGAACUACACUAUCCACUACUGGAUGAAAAAGGGGGCUCCAGCGCACAAACUUAUCAUGGGAAUGCCAAUGUACGGUCAGACGUUUACGUUGGGCACCGAAAAAGAAUCCCCACAGAGUCUCAGUAUGAACAUCGAAAAUACUGGUUUGAAUGCACCAGCUUCAGAUGGUGGAGAAGCUGGAGAAUACACCAGAGCUAAAGGUUUCUUGUCUUACUACGAGAUUUGCGACCGCAUCAGAUACAAUGGAUGGAAGGUAGUUAAAGACCCUUACCAGCGAAUGGGUCCAUACGCAUAUAAGGAUAACCAAUGGGUAUCAUUCGACGACGUCGAAAUUAUCAAAAAGAAAGUGAACUUCAUAAAAUCAUUAAACCUUGGAGGUGGUAUGGUCUGGGCACUUGAUCUAGAUGAUUUCAAAAAUAGAUGUGGUCAAGGAAAACACCCGCUUGUCAACGCAAUCAAGAAUGGUUUACUGGAUUCCAAAGUAGAAGAAGAUACAAUCUUGUCUGACCCAAUAAUUGAACCUCCAAACGAAAUAGAUGAAGAUCCAGAUGACAUUCAAGUACGUCCUACCAAAAAACCAACACCAAGGCCCACACAGAUGACGACACAAUGGCAAACUACAGCGCUCACGACCACCACUAAGAGACCCGUGACUACUGUCAGUACUAAUUUGGAAGAUCGUUACAAGGUGGUCUGCUAUUACACCAACUGGGCUUGGUACAGACCUGGUCCAGGAAAAUUCACACCCAGCGACAUCGACCCCUCACUUUGUACCCACAUUGUGUAUGCUUUUGCGGUCCUUGAUACUAAACGCCUGGUAAUUAAACCACAUGACAUUUGGCUGGAUGUUGAAAACAAAUUCUACGAAAAGGUAGUGUCUCUAAAACAGAAAGGCGUAAAAGUGGUCCUUGGAAUCGGAGGAUGGGAUGACUCGGCAAGUGACAAAUACUCACGAAUGGUUAAUAGUCCAUCAGCACGAAGGAAGUUUGUAAUUCACGCUGUAGACUUUAUCGAACAGUACGAAUUUGACGGAUUGAAUCUUGAUUGGGAGUACCCCAAGUGCUGGCAAGUGAACUGUGAAAGGGGUCCAAGCUCCGACAAACAAGGUUUUGCCAAUCUUGUGAAGGAACUUCGUGCAGCAUUCAGACCCAGAGGACUAACACUAUCCGCAGCAGUCUCGGCUAGCAAACGCGUUAUAGAUGCUGCUUACGACGUUGCCACGCUUUCCAAAAACCUUGAUUGGAUUUCUUUGAUGACUUAUGAUUACCACGGCCAAUGGGACAAGAAGACUGGACACUUAUCCCCAAUGUAUGCCAGUGAAGUGGAUGAAGAUAAGACUUUGAAUACGAACUUUACGGUGAACUACUGGAUUAACAAAGGAGCAUCUCCUGAGAAGCUCAUAUUAGGUGUGCCAUUCUACGGUCAAUCAUUCUCACUGGAAGAGAAUGCAGGAUCCGGACUCGGAGCACCUUCUUAUGCAGGUGGAGAGGCUGGCGAUGAAACGAGAGCUCGAGGAUUCUUGUCAUUCUACGAAAUAUGCGACCGUAUCAGGAUGAAGGGUUGGAAGGUAUCCCGAGACCCAGGAGGCCGUAUGGGACCUUAUGCCAGCUUUGAAGAUCAAUGGGUUUCGUUUGACGAUGACUUUAUGGUACGCCACAAGGCAGAGUAUGUUCGCUCUAUGGGACUGGGAGGAAGCAUGGCGUGGUCCCUUGACCUUGAUGACUUUAGCGGAAAGAAUUGCGGUUGUGGAAAAUCUCCUCUGCUAGCUACUAUUAAUCAUGUGCUGAGAGGUCUGGAAGCACCACCGAGAUGCCCGCUUGAAGAAUUGCAAGCCGAUACUACGGAUACAUCAGAGGUUCCAGAAAUCGAAGUGCCAGAACCAGAUGAUAUACCAGCAAUCGCUGUCGAAGAAGUAGAUACUGACUCUAACACUGAUAUCGAUACAGAUCCAAACACUAAUACCGAUACCAACACGGAUGUGGAUAUAGUUGAAAAUAGUGGUCCAAGUCUUGAAGGUGGUUCAUGUUCAGGAAAUGUAUUCAAAUCUGACGAGAACAAAUGCAGCAAAUACUACUUGUGCCUUAAUGGUCGCUGGAUGCAAUUAGAAUGCCCUGCGCCUUUACACUGGCAUAAGAACCAUUGUGACUGGCCUGAAAAAGCUCAGUGCAGAACGAAGGGUGGACUACGAAUUGGGGGCAUAGAGCCGGAAGAAAUAGAAGAAGACAAGUCUAUCGUUGGCUGCUACUUCACAAAUUGGGCUUUCUAUAGGCCUGGUAAAGGUAGUUUUGGACCAGAACAAGUAAACCCAUCUCUAUGUACACACAUUAUAUACGCAUGGGCACAUCUUGAUGGCAAUUCCUUUAAUUUGGUACCUGGGAACUCCGAACUUGAUCUUGAAAAUGACUUCUACGGCAAGCUAACACAGCUGAGACAAACUGGUGUCAAAAUUAUUAUUGGUGCUGGUGGCCUUACGGAUUCUGAAAGCAGAAAAUGGAGCGUAAUGGUAUCAAGUCCUGAAAAUAGAAAGACAUUUGUGGAGUCCGUAUUGAAAUUCUUGCAAAGAUGGCACUUCGAUGGUAUUCAGGUUGCUUGGCAGUAUCCAGGAUGCCGACAGACUCCAUGCACCAAGGAAUCUUUCGACUAUAAAGAGAGGGACAAUUUCGCCAACUUGUUGUCCGAGUUAUCAAGGAAGCUUCGUUCUCACGACCUUGAGAUAUCAGCCAUGGUCACCGCUUCGCCAGAAAUCGCACAAUUAGCGUACAAACCUCAUAUCCUAGCUUCAGAAUUGGACUGGGUCGCUAUUGCUGCCAAUGAUUACUAUGCAUCGUCCACGGGAAAGACGUCAUAUUUAGUGCCACUACAGUCUAGCCACGGAAGCAAUAGCUUGAACGCAUCCCUAUCAUUCUGGACGCACGCAUUGCCUCCUCGGCAUGUGGUGCUUGGUAUACCAGGGUAUGGUCGCUCGUACACUCUACGCAGCGCGUCUAACAGCGCACUGGGAGCUCCUGUCACCGGCCCUGGAGAACCUGGACCUUACACACGUGUACCAGGCCUCCUAGCCUACUAUGAGAUUGCGGAUGGUUUAGCGAGUCGCCAAUGGAAGGAGAGUCGAACUUCUGAGGGCACCUUCAGCGUCCGCGGUGGACAAUGGGCAUCGUAUCUGAACGUGGCGGACGUACGAAGCAUAGGCGCAGCAGCAAGACGAGCUGGUGCCCGUGGUGUGGCACUCUGGGCCCUCGACCUGGACGUCAGAGGGGAUUGCUCACUACUGAAUGCCAUGCGCCGCGGUCUUAUCGAACCUGAACUACCUCUCGAGCAGUGUGCACCUGCCGCCUAAGCAUAACACUGGAGUACCCAGAAACCUGUAGUAUGUUAAAGCGGUGACUUCUCUGUGAGGUACCGAUUAUGAGACUGUCGUGUGGGUGCUCGGUCAAGACUUUAGUUUAUAGGUACUUAACUAUAAUUAGAUACAUAUUUCAUUGUGAUAUUUUUAAUACGUAGGUGAAUUUAUAUCUACCUAUUCAUAUGUGCGUAGUUCUCGCGUAAAUUCCUUGAUUUUUACUUGACGGUCAGUUAAUUUAAAGGUAGAUUAUUUUUUGUACUUUGUACCUUAAAAGUAUUUAACGAUGUAUCAUGUACUGAUUAGGAUCAAAAUUCCGAUUUAAGUGAAAGUGCAAGGAAUUAAGAUAAAAUUAUAUUUUGAUAAAUAAAAUAUAAAACUACUUUUGUACAUGUUUUUUAUAAAAUUGAAUUUUCUUGGAGUCAAUAUAAUGAAUCGCAGGUAAUAUGAAUAGUUACCAAACACAAACGUACUGCGUAUAGCGCGUAUGGUAUAAUGAUGCUGACAUAAUUAAUUAAACACCGCACAUUUUGUCUGAUAAUAAAAAGAUUACUUUAAUUAUAUACGGUAUUUUUAUUUAUCACUGAGUAAGUAAAUGCUUUAAUAUUAACAUUUAGCUUCACACUGAACUAGUACUACUAGCUACUCCUAAGCAGAUUUACCCGCUGCUCGGUGCCUAUUGGACGUGAUGACGUGAUGUUUUAUCCAACACAAAAAAUACAAGAGAGGAGUUCCUGAGUGCGCGUUCCCACUAACAAACUCUUCAGCUUUAUAAUAUUAGUACAGAGGGCCUAGGAUUGACGUGAUAAAGCGUGAAUCUUCCGGGCGAGAAAGAGGGAUGGAACUAUACACAUAGCUACUGUUUUUUAAUUUUAGCCUUGAGUUUCAUAAUAAUAAUUCUCAGUUAAAACAGGAAAAUACUUACCUACACUUAGGCAAAGGCUACAUUUCAAUGUGGUACUGGUUGCGAAUAAUCUUGACCUAGUGGCGUAAUGCACAAAAAUGUGUGUGUGUGUGUGUGUGUGUGAAUUACGUUUUAAUUAAUCUGAGUUAAGUAUUCUAAAUAAAUCUAUACACCGAUACAAUGUAUACAUAAUUUGAAUAAAUUGUCAGUAGGAACAUAAAGAAACUGACAAUACGUAUUUUAUGGGUUGUAACCAGUGUUCACAUUUAAAUUAAAAUAAUUGAGGGGCAUUUUUUAAUCCGUACUCAGUUGAAUAAAAUUUUAAAAAUGCAUUAGGCAAUUCUCAUGUGUCGUGGGUGCGUUUACAACACGUUGCAUAGCAGCCAGUAGCCCACUUGC
Molecule: messenger RNA, 10213 nt
Organism: Spodoptera exigua (beet armyworm)
Lineage: Eukaryota; Metazoa; Arthropoda; Insecta; Lepidoptera; Noctuidae
Source: the annotation of a GenBank genome assembly